Lagenorhynchus albirostris (white-beaked dolphin) is the source of this 168-nucleotide messenger RNA. RefSeq names its product transition protein 1 (gene TNP1). Gene Ontology annotation, molecular function: DNA binding. Gene Ontology annotation, cellular component: male germ cell nucleus; nucleosome. The transcript is spliced from 2 exons. The record is from RefSeq and is a predicted model, not a curated record. Gene Ontology annotation, biological process: chromatin remodeling; spermatogenesis; spermatid nucleus elongation. Lineage: Eukaryota; Metazoa; Chordata; Mammalia; Artiodactyla; Delphinidae. Bases 1 to 168 code for a protein of 55 amino acids.
AUGUCGACCAGCCGCAAAUUAAAGAGUCACAGCAUGAGGAAGGGCAAGAACCAAGCACCUCACAAGGGAGUCAAGAGAGGUGGCAGGAAAAGAAAAUACCAGAAGGGCAACCUGAAGAGUAGAAAACGGUACAAUGACGCCAAUCGCAAUUCCCGCUCCCACUUGUGA